GGCGGAGUUCAGGGCCGAGGUGCUGCAGAAGAAGAAGGAGGCGUCGCUGAGCAGGGAGGACUCGGCCGAGCUGAUGGAGGAGCACAGGCGCCUGAUGGCCUGGAACGAGGCGGAGAACGCCCGGCAGCGGGAGCGCAGAGAGGAACGGCUCCGGAAAGAGGAGGAAGUGCAGAAGCUGCAGGCUGCAGAGAACAGGGCCAGGACGAUGGAGGCUUUCCUGAAGGAGAAGGAGAAGGAGGUUCUGCAGCUGCAGGAGGAAGUGAAAACCUUCAUCACCCCCGAGAACCUGGAGGAGCGCAUCCAGGAGUGCCUGGACAACCCUCGCAACCCCAACUUCGCCAUCGACAAGGAGGGGCGCGUCGUCAAGCAGACGGUGCUGUCUUAG
Molecule: messenger RNA, 385 nt
Organism: Mesitornis unicolor (brown roatelo)
Lineage: Eukaryota; Metazoa; Chordata; Aves; Mesitornithiformes; Mesitornithidae
Gene: MRPS26
Product: mitochondrial ribosomal protein S26
Cellular component (GO): mitochondrial small ribosomal subunit
Source: RefSeq, a predicted model, not a curated record